This is a messenger RNA of Physcomitrium patens, 3321 nucleotides long. Lineage: Eukaryota; Viridiplantae; Streptophyta; Bryopsida; Funariales; Funariaceae. The record is from RefSeq and is a predicted model, not a curated record.
GGCAACUCUCACAGCACGAUUCUCUGCCGAGAAGACAAGUGCACAUUUGUCAAGAGAUGCCGUCAUGAGCCGGAUCCAAACUCCGCAAUGCCUUUAGAACAGUGUCACCGAAAACCUCGUGAACAUGUUAAUUUUGCUUUUAGAGGACCGAGGAAUGUCUUCGUACAACUUGAUUCACUGAUUUGUGUUUCAAUAAUUUUUUAAGAUUGAUGCAGGCUUCGGUUUACACGUUACUAUUCACGUUAUUGCUAAUAUCAUUAUUUUUAGUUAAUUCAAUAAAAACAUCUGUGUAUGACCUAGGUUAAGGUGCUUAGAUCAUCACUGUAUCUUGACUAGACAGGAAUUCACGAGUGACGUUAGAUACGAGAGUGCAUCCAGCGGGCUGCUCUCAGAAUCAUGACGAUUCUCACGUCGUAACUGGCAGAUUGAGCACAGACGUAUGGCCGAAGGUUCCUGAGCUAAGCAUGUCGAUGCUGCAAAAUUUGCAAAAACCCCGAAGACAGCCAUUCCAGUCUCUAAGGCGAGUGUGUUCGUUGGGGAAGCCCGAUCAGUAUAGUCGAGGUUUUACUCCACGAUUUGGAUACUUCCAGGUCUCGAGGUGCUUUGGAGAAAGGUGGAAGUAGUCACGAGAUUUGGGUGUUAGCGAAGGAUUGUUCCAUCUGGUUGUAAGGAGCCGAUGAAUUUCGCUAAUUUUGUGAUAAGUGUUGAGGGACAUGGGAUUACGUGUGGGUUUGAGGUGUUGUGAUAGUUUGUUGUUGCUUCUUGUGCAGAUUACCUUGCUCCAGGCGCUUUUCACCUUGCUCUCUCCUGAGACGUCCGCUUGCUUCGUUCUAUAGUAACUCAAUUUAAUUGCUGGGAUUAGGGUUCGUGGUCACAGUGAGCCCUUCAAUCGCAAUUCAUCACAAUUGGCAGGAAGUAAGCGGUCAGUUUGUGAGUCUUAGAUGCUUGAAUUUUCCUAAAUCGAGGGGAGUUCAUCAAUGCAAGUUCUUCAUGUCUUCAACUUUGAGCGUCGUUGCUGGCUGCUGAGUUUUCCCAAUCCCAAUUUCGGCUCUGUUCUCUGUCUUCGACGGUAUUCAUUUAAUUGUUGCGCGCCUGUGCGGGAUUUGUACUAGGGUAUUCUGUAGCUGGCGUGGGUAAUCAGAGUAGAAGUUUUGCGAUUCUCCGUAUAAGAAAUUGACGAGCCACCUAUUCAUCGAAUUGUUUGGCCAAUUAGGGUUUUGGGAUUUAUUCUUUCGUCUCCAGUUACUGUGCGAUAUGUGCCUUGAGUGGCUCUAUUGAGGAAUUUUUCAUUUUAUAGACUUGGAGUAUGGGGUUUACCGUCCUCAGAGUUUUCCUCCUCUCUGCCUCCAUCAGCCUCUUGCUGCUCCCAGGCUUUUCAGCGAAAUUCGAGCCUUCUUCGAACGAGACUGCAUACGAUGGAAGAUACUCCAAGUUUAAGAUUGUUGUGGAGGAAACAGAAGCAGAAAACAUUGUUCUCACAGGAAAUGCAAGUCCGGAUGCCUCAGUUAGUGGCGACGACGGAGACGGUGGAAAUGUUGCUGGGAUCAUGGUUACCCUCUCUGAAUCCGGAUUGACAUACGCGAAGGAAAUGCUCGUGAACCAACUACUUGAAGAGAUAACCCCCUUGAUGUUACCAGACAUCAAAACGCACACUGACUCUCCCUUAGGCCGCGUUGACAUGGAAAUAUCCCACAUCGAGCUCUCUGGGGCGAAUGUUUCAUAUUCGGAUGUUGAUCUUUGGAAGACGGGCAUUACUGUGUUCGCUGGGGAUAUUAACGCCCGGAUUCGCCUCCAUUGGUAUUUUAAAUUUAUGUCUAUGUUUGUGCCGUUUCCCCUUAGUGACCGCGGAUGGGCGGAUGUGGAGGUAAAUAACAUGGUAGCGGGCGUGUCAUUUUUUCUUCAAGCACACAAUGGAACGGUGCGGUUAACAGUCGUUGAGUGUGGAACCGGCAUCGAUGAUCUUGAUAUUCAAUUGCAAGGAGGGGCAUCGUGGCUUUAUCAGUUGUUUGUGUAUGCCUUUGACGAGGAGAUUCGUGCAAUACUUGAAGCUGCAAUAACAAAGAGAAUUAUUGCAAGCAUAGCGCAGCUGGAUAAUAACCUCCAAUUACUCCCUCGCUACUUACCUAUAGACGAUGUCUCUGCUGUUGAUGUGACCAUUGUACAAGACCCGCUGGUGAGCCUUACGUUUCUCAGCGUGGGUGUGAGGGGAGAGUUUACCUCCCUGAGUAAACCCUCAAACUUCACAUUUCCUGAUCAUGGGUUGCCUCCUGGAUUGUUCUGUAAUGACUCCACAAAGAUGGUCACCAUUGCCCUCUGUGACUACGUCAUCAAUUCGGCAGCCGCUGUAUACUAUGAGGCUGGAUAUCUGGAGUGGAUAGUAGACGAGCUACCACAGGAAUCAUGGUUAAACACUCACUUUUGGCGUUGGCUUAUACCCCAACUGUACAAGAAAUAUCCAAAUACGGACAUGGCAUUGGGCUUUGCCAGUUCUGCACCACCAACGGUUCAACUUAAGACUGAUGGCGUAACAGCGAAUGCCGUAGCUGAUUUGACCUUGUCGGUGAAAACCGAGGGGAAGUCACUCCCUGUAGCUUGCAUAUCUCUGGCUCUGUCCAUGGAUGCGAUCUUCAAUGUUGUGGGUAAUAAUAUUACGGCUGAAGCAACUCUGAAUGAUUUGACCCUCGAGAUGAACUGGAGUGACAUUGGGAAUUUUCCUGUCAACCUCCUUCAGCCCACACUGCGAACAGUCAUCUCAAGAGUGAUUCUCCCCAUCUUGAAUAGAAAGUUGGACCAUGGCUUCCCCUUGCCUGUUCUAUCAGCUGUUGACCUGGAAAAUGCCGACAUCCGUUACGAGGAGGGUUACAUCUUUAUAUGUAGCGAUGUGUACUACAAAUUUGGCUUCAUAAAGCCGCCGCGUCCGUCUACAGAAGCAGAAAUGUGAUUAUUUGAUGUCAUUAUUUCUCAACUGAUCUGACAGAUGCCAAGCUUACACAUGAUUGUCUGAUCCGAUUUGUAAGCUAGAGGGUUUGAAGGCUGUGGAUAUGUCUGUCCAAGAAAGAAACCUAUCAACAUACGAUAGAGAGUCAAAGUUACUACAGUAGUGUUCAAGGCUCACAUGGAUCACAUGAAUUUUGCGGCAGGAUCCAUAAGCUGAGCUUGGGCUUGUAGAUGUCUGAGCCCCUAGGGUGAUUUGGUUGUACAAGGUAAUGUAUCAUGAAUGAUCUUAAGUUUUACUUCAGGAAUACCAGAGUGUAGUUGUGUAAUCAUGUGAUAUUAUCUUACUUGGUUCCUUCUCAUGAGAGGGAUCCACCGUUUUCUAUU